Chaetomium fimeti is the source of this 3071-nucleotide messenger RNA. Its product is annotated as Choline/Carnitine o-acyltransferase-domain-containing protein. The record is from RefSeq and is a predicted model, not a curated record. The transcript has 3 exons. The coding region runs from base 1 to 2823 and encodes 940 amino acids. Lineage: Eukaryota; Fungi; Ascomycota; Sordariomycetes; Sordariales; Chaetomiaceae. Gene Ontology annotation, biological process: carnitine metabolic process. Gene Ontology annotation, molecular function: carnitine O-acetyltransferase activity. Gene Ontology annotation, cellular component: mitochondrion.
AUGCCUCCACAAGUCCGCAUCUUCACCUCGCCAAGGUCUCUUGGUGAGACCCUCUCAAGUCCUACUCAGCCAUCCCCCGCCACCCCUCGAUCAGUCCCCGAGCUCCCCGACUUGCCAAAGCCCAUCACCACCCCGGCCCUGAAGGCCCGCCAGCACGCCAUGUCGGAGGCCUACCACGACGACAAGCCCAAGGGCGGUGUCACCUACGCCCACCAGGAUGACCUGCCGAAGCUGCCCAUCCCGGAGCUCGAGGUUAGCUGCGAGAAGUACCUGACUUCCCUCAGGCCCCUCCAAUCGGCUAGGGAACACGCGGAAACGAGGCAUGCCGUGCAGGCCUUCCUCCGGAAUGAGGGUCCGGAGCUGAAUGAGAAGCUCAAGCGGUAUGCCGAAGCGAGGACGAGCUAUAUCGAGCAAUUCUGGUAUGAUUCGUACCUGAACUUUGACAACCCUGUCGUCCUCAACCUCAACCCGUUCUUCCUGCUGGAGGACGAUCCCACGCCAGCCCGGAACAACCAGGUGACCCGGGCCGGCUCGCUCGUGGUAUCGGCCCUGGAGUUUGUGAGGGCCGUACGCAAGGAAGAGCUACCACCGGACACCGUUAAGGGCACCCCCUUAUGCAUGUAUCAGUAUUCGCGCCUGUUCGGCACCGCCCGGGUCCCCACCGACGCAGGAUGCCAGAUCGAGCAGGACCCUGAAUCCAAGCACAUCGUCGUCAUGUGUCACGGCCAGUUCUACUGGUUCGAUGUCCUGGACGACGACUCGGACCUCAUCAUGACGGAGCGGGAUAUCGCCAUCAACCUGCAGACCAUCAUCGACGACGCUGCGCAGACCCCCAUCCAGGACGCCGCCAAGGGCGCCUUGGGCGUGCUUAGCACCGAGAACCGGAAGGUGUGGUCGGGGCUGCGGGACGUCUUGAUGCGGGAGCCCGGUUCGAACAAUGCCGAUUGCCUGAGCAUCGUUGAUACCGCCCUGUUCGUGGUCUGCCUCGACUAUUCCGAGCCCGCCGACGCCGCCGCGCUCUGCCAGAACAUGCUCUGCGGCACCAGCGAAAUCGAGAAGGGCGUCCAAAUCGGCACCUGCACUAACCGGUGGUAUGACAAGCUGCAGAUCAUUGUCUGCAAAAACGGGAGCGCCGGCAUCAACUUUGAGCAUACCGGCGUGGACGGCCACACCGUGUUGCGUUUUGCUAGCGAUCUGUACACGGAUACCAUCCUCCGCUUUGCGAGGACCAUCAAUGGAAAGGCCCCAACGCUGUGGGCGUCCACCAGCCCCGACCCGUCCAAGCGCGACCCCGAGAGCUUCGGGGACGUGAAUACAACACCGCACAAGCUGGAGUGGGAUAUGCUCCCCGAGCUCCGCAUCGCGGUGAGGUUCGCCGAGACCCGACUCGCGGACCUGAUCGAGCAGAACGAGUUCCAAUGCCUCGACUUUGGCGCCUACGGCAAGAACUUCAUCACCUCGAUGGGCUUCUCGCCCGACGCCUUCGUCCAGAUGGCUUUCCAGGCGGCCUACUACGGCCUAUACGGGCGUAUCGAGUGCACCUACGAGCCGGCCAUGACCAAGAUGUACCUGCAUGGCCGCACCGAGGCCAUCCGCACCGUGUCGGACGAGUCGGUCAACUUUGUCCAGACCUUCUGGGCCGACAACCCGGCCGAGCAGAAGAUCGAUGCCCUCCGCAAAGCCUGCCAGCGCCACGUUGCCACAACGCGCGAGUGCGCCAAGGCACAGGGCUGCGACCGCCACCUGUACGCCCUCUUCUGUCUCUGGCAGCGCACCGUCGACGAGUACGCCGGAAGCUCCGUCUCCGGUAGCAACGGCUACUCCUCCCCCAUCGACAACCUUUCCGACCGCGGCGGCAGCAGCCCCCCGCGCGAGCCCGCCUACCUCCUCGACGGCAGCACCGCCACCCACAACCACCACCGCAGUCACUCCCCAACCCACGCCCAAAGCAACACCACCGCAGCCCCGUCCCCACCCCCCACCACAACCCGCUCCCGCGGCGACAGCAUCCAAUCCCACGGCAGCGCGGCCAGCUCCAGCAGCAGCCCCGCGCCGCACCACCUCCCCCUCAUCUUCGCGGACGCCGGGUGGGACAAGAUCAACACCACCAUCCUCUCCACCUCCAACUGCGGCAACCCCUCGCUGCGCCAGUUCGGCUUCGGCCCCGUCUCGGGCGACGGCUUCGGCAUCGGCUACAUCAUCAAGGACGAGGGCAUCUCCAUCUGCGUCUCGUCCCGCCACCGCCAGACCCGCCGCUUCGUCGACACCCUCGACAGCUACCUGCUCGAGAUCCGCCGCAUCCUGCGCAUCUCCGCCCAGGGGCGUGCCGGCGGCGGGCUGGCGGGGCUGGGGAUCAGGGGGAGUCGUGCUAGGGAGGUCGAGGGGUUGCGGAAUGGGCUUCAUCAUCAUCACCAUCAUCACCAUGCUGGUGCUGCUGGCGGUGGUGGUGUGAAUCAGGACGGGAAGGGGGUCGGUGGUGGUGGUGGUGCUGGGGGGAAGGGUGCCCCCGGCGGUGGUGCGCAGAGGAUGCGGGUUCGGGGGCGGUUGAUUACGGGCGCGGACGGCCUGCGGAAAGCGUCGUCGGAUUUGGGUGGCGGGGGUGGUGCUAAUGGUAGUGUGUCGUCGCCGACGGAGGAGAGUCUGGGGAUGAGUGAGGAUGAUGAGUUGGGCGGGUAUGGGUUCUUUGACGCUGGCAUGCUGCUGCAGGCGCUCAAGGCGAGGGGCGAGAACCUUGAUAGCGGCGAGACUAAGCCGUCGGAACGAGCCGCGGUGCAGGCGCGGAGGCGGGAUAUCGGGAAGAAGUUGAGGUUGAUUGACUAUUAAAGGGGUUAGCGGUUGACUGGCGGUUGGAGGCUUACUUGGGAAGGGAAGGGAAGGGAAGGGAAGGGAAGGGAAGGGGAGGGCGGUUGUUGUUUUUAGUACUGCAUGGAUACCUACCUAGCGAUGGCUUGAUGUUGAUAUGGGUAGAGGAGAUUGCUGGUUGGCUUGUUGAUUCUGGUUAGCGUUUCUAGUAGAAGGGAUACAUUUAUCGUCAAAGAUCAGUUGUUUAUACUCUUCACCCCCAUGUUUCU